Messenger RNA from Aegilops tauschii subsp. strangulata, 1557 nucleotides. Its product is annotated as tryptophan synthase alpha chain. Lineage: Eukaryota; Viridiplantae; Streptophyta; Magnoliopsida; Poales; Poaceae. Gene Ontology annotation, molecular function: tryptophan synthase activity. The record is from RefSeq and is a predicted model, not a curated record. Gene Ontology annotation, biological process: L-tryptophan biosynthetic process. Gene Ontology annotation, cellular component: chloroplast; cytosol.
CUGCUCAUUCUCGUCAUCGAUCCCACUCCCAGCUAGCAGCAUCAAUCUUACACUUCGAUCCCAUCAAGUCCAAGCGCGCCCAGCUGUUCUUGCAUAUAGAUACACCGAAGUGAGUAACAGGCUAACAGCAUCGUCCGUCUACGUACAUGGCUUUCGCGCUCAAGGCAUCCCUCUCGCCGUCUUCCUCGCCUCCGUCGAGCCUCACAGCGGCCACAGUGGCCACACCGCCGGUAAAGCCUGUAUUCGUCAGAGCCCCGCUCACAAGGCAUCCCUCUCGCCGUCUUCCUCGCCUCCGUCGACCCUCACAGCGGCCACAAUGGCCACACCGCCGGUAAAGCCUGUAUUCGUCAGAGCCCUCGCCGCGGCCUCAGUCGACCCGGCAAUGGCCACGCCAGCCGCGCCGGGGAGGCAUGCGGUCAGGGCGCGCGCAACCGCGCUGGCCCCGGCAACGGCGCCCGUGCCCGCCGGUAACGGCGGCCUGUCGGUAGCGAAGGCCAUGUCCCGGGCCAGAGACAACGGCAUGACGGCGUUCAUCCCGUACAUCACCGCCGGCGACCCCGACCUGGCGACCACAGCGGAGGCGCUCAGGCUAUUGGACGCCUGUGGCGCCGACGUCAUCGAGGUGGGCAUGCCGUUUUCCAACCCCUACGCCGACGGGGCCGUCAUCCAGGCGUCCGCGGCGCGGGCGCUCGCGGCCGGCGCGACGUCGGACACCGUGAUGGCGAUGCUGAAGGAGGUGACGCCGGAGCUAUCCUGCCCGGUGGUCAUCUUCUCCUACUUCAACCCCAUCGAGCGGCGGGGGACGGGGAGCUUCACCGCCGCAGCCAGAGAGGCCGGUGUACGAGGUCUUAUAGUACCCGAUCUUCCUUAUACCGAGGCAAGUGAUCUGAGCAUUGAAGCCAAGAAGAACGAGAUCGAGCUGGCUAGGCUGAUGAAGAGAUGGGUGCAGGUGCUGCUUACAACACCAUCUACAAAGGCAGAGAGGAUGAACGAGAUCACAUCAGCUUCCGAAGGGUUUGUGUACCUUGUAAGUAUCAACGGAUUAACAGGGACCCGCCCAGAUGUGAAUCCACGCGUUAAGGAUCUUCUCAGGGAGAUUAAGCAGGUCACCGACAAAGCAGUUGCUGUUGGAUUUGGCAUAUCCACCCCUGACCAUGUUAGGCAGGUUGCUCAGUGGGGUGCAGACGGUGUGAUAAUCGGCAGUGCGAUGGUGAAGCAGCUAGGUGAAGCAAAUUCUCCGAGAGAAGGAUUAAAGAGGCUGGAAGUAUAUGCCAAGAGUCUCAAGGAUGCACUGCAUGCCGUGAUAUGUACAAUAUAGGAUAAGGUUACUAAACAUGGACAAACCGGAAUUGCGAUGGCAAGUUGGCUUGGUGUUCCAAUAAUACAAGUGGUGGUAGAAAUCUAGAAUCAAUAAGCUAGAAGUAUUUGUUAGUUUUUUCUUGUAUGGCAUGCAAUGAUGCAAAUGAUGGCGGUUGGAGUACGCGGUUCUUUCCUUCUAGCCAAUUAAUUAAGUUUAUUAACUUAGAAAAAAAUCUUGUAUCCGCUCCUCGAUCGUCU